Ambispora leptoticha is the source of this 2235-nucleotide messenger RNA. The record is from the annotation of a GenBank genome assembly. NCBI's taxonomy places the organism in Eukaryota, Fungi, Glomeromycota, Glomeromycetes, Archaeosporales, Ambisporaceae.
AUGAAGAAUCUCGCAGAGAAACAUCAAGCUAAUGGCGAUAACGAAACAAUAGACCUCGAGAAAAGUUUAAUCCCACGAAAGAAGGUAAAGUUUAAUUAUUCAACUCGAAGCGUUAUAUAUGGUGAUAUCGGCACAUCGCCACUUUACGUUUUCACAGCUAUAUUUAGCACUCCUCCAACGGACCCACGUGAUACUAUGGGAUGUCUUUCUCUCAUUAUAUGGUCACUGACUAUUGUUCCGUUAAUUAAAUACGUUUUGAUUGUGAUCAGAGCUGAUGAUCAUGGGGAAGGAGGGACUUUUGCGCUUUAUUCCUUAUUAGCACGAUAUUCUGGACUCGCAAUUCGUGGAGAAACAAGAAAUGAUGAUUUAACUAUUGGAAAUUAUGAUGCUGUUUCUAUACAAAGCCAUAAAGAUACACCGAAUUUUAUCUAUAGGAAUAAAAAAAUACAAGGCGUUCUACUUGCCUUUGUGAUAUUGGGAGCAUCAUUGAUAUUAGGCGAUGGAUUGCUCACACCUGCCAUAUCGGUUAUUUCCGCAGUCGAAGGAAUGGAAGUUCAAGUACCUAGUUUGGCAAGUGGUGUGGUUCCGCUAUCCUGUGCUAUUAUAUUCUUUCUUUUCAUUGGACAACAAUACGGCACAGAUAAAGUAAGCAAGUGCUUUGCACCAAUAGUCUCACUUUGGCUGUUCUCCUUAGCUGCGAUCGGUAUUUGGAAUAUCUCUGGAGAUCCGUCAGUACUGAAAGCAUACAAUCCCUAUUACGCGUUUAAUUACUUUAUCCGUAAUGGUUCUGAUGGGUUUAAUGUGCUUGGAGGUGUUUUACUUUGUAUAACAGGGGUUGAAGCUCUCUAUGCAGAUUUGGGACAUUUUAAUCGACAUGCUGUCCAAAUAUCAUUUUCUUUCAUGGUUUAUCCGCCUUUGGUGCUUGCGUAUAUGGGCCAAGCAGCGAGAAUUAUUGAGGAUCCAACCGUUGUCUCAAAUACAUUUUGGAUUACUCUUCCUCAAACAGGGUUCAUCUACUGGUUCACUUUUAUUCUUGCAAUUCUUGCUACUAUUAUUGCAUCUCAAGCUAUGAUUUCUGCUACGUACACAUUAAUCCAUCAGGCUAUGCGAUUGGAUUGUUUUCCAAGAGUAAAGAUUAUUCAUACGUCUCAUCAUCACCAAGGACAAAUUUAUAUUGCAGAAAUUAAUUGGAUUUUGAUGGCACUAGUUUUAGUAGUCAUUAUUGCCUUUCAACAUUCAGCAAAUCUAACAAAUGCAUACGGCGUCGCAGUUGCCUCUGUCAUGCUGAUAACCACUUUCUUACUUACAACGGCGAUUCAAGUUGUAUGGAAAUUCCACGCAGUUGUGGCUAUAGCAUUUUUCUUAACCUUUGGGUUAAUUGAUGGCGCAUUUCUAGUUUCCACUUUGCAAAAAGUACCAGAUGGUGGUUGGUUUACUUUAUCUUUCGGUGCAUUACUUGCGACUAUAAUGGGUAUUUGGAAAUGGGGCACAACCCUCCGAGUUGAAUAUGAAUUAAAAAAUAAGACAAGACUUGACAACUUGUUUGAAGAUCAUUCUGGAACCGCAUCAUCAGAAAAUAGUAAUGUACUCGCAGAAAACAGCACCGCUAAUGGCAAUGAAACAAUUACAUCAGCUACAACCACAUCAGCUGCGAUCACAUCAACUACAAUCACGAUACGACAAUCUCAAAAAAAUCAACUGCGAUUAUUAGGAAGUGGAUUAAAAGUACAUCGAUUGCCCGGAAUUGGCAUGUUUUAUCAAGAUGCAAGCUUGGGUGUCCCAUUGUCAUUCAGUCACUUUAUCCAGCAUCUGCCGGCCGCUCCUGAGACACUAGUCUUUAUUUCAAUACGACCAGUUGCCGUUCCGUAUGUCGGUGAAGAAGAUCGACUGGUAGUACGCAAAGUGGGACUCUACGAAGGAAUAUAUAAAGUUAUUGCAAGAUAUGGAUAUAUGGAACCUAUCUCCCAAUCACGUGACUUUAUACAAAAACUAAUAGAGGCUAUUCGUGCCAUUGAUCCCGAACAAACAUCCUUAAAACCGGAGGCACAUCCCGAAGAGCAGGUAGUCACUUAUGUUGUUAGUCGACAGCAAGUUCGUCCGAAUUCUGGUAGUUGGUUUAAAAAGACACUGUUAAAAUGUUAUGUGUUUUUAUCAAAUAAUUCGAGGGAGACACAUGGUAAUUGGCAUAUUCCCCAUGAAGAUAUCAUUGAUGUUGGUAUGACUAUUCCUUUGUGA